AUGACAGUCUACGCCGACUGGUGCGGCCCUUGCAAACAGAUCGCACCCCACGUCGAACGUCUCGCGAGAGAACACUCCAAACCGAACAAGGUCGCCUUCUGCAAGAUCAAUGUCGACAGCCAGUCCACCAUUGCCCGCACCCACGGCGUCAGCGCCAUGCCCACCUUCAUCAUCUUCCACGGCGGCCAGGCGAUCGAGACCAUCAAGGGCGCGAACCCGCCCGCCCUCACACAGGCCAUUCAAAACGCGCUGAAGCUUCCUGAUAAGGGCGGUCGCUCCGCAACCUCGUUCAAGACCCCCGGCCGGACGCUCGGCGGGGAUAAGCCCGCGCGGGCGAGUCUCCAGCGGCCGUUUGCGUGGCACUACCGCGAUGUUCUGAGUAACAUCAUUACGUUUAUUGGACUGUAUCUGGUGUCUUUGUUUGCGAUUGAUCCCCACAAGGCGGCCGAGAUGUCGCAAUUUAACCGCGUAAACCCGCCCCCACCGGCGGUCAAAUCCACAAAGAGUGCUGGCCCCGGCACGAGACAGCCGCCGAGGGGGCCAGCUUUCAAGACCCUGGCUGAUUUGGGUGGCGAUGAGUGA
Messenger RNA from Colletotrichum fioriniae, 582 nucleotides. RefSeq lists its product as uncharacterized. The record is from RefSeq and is a predicted model, not a curated record. Gene Ontology annotation, cellular component: cytosol. NCBI's taxonomy places the organism in Eukaryota, Fungi, Ascomycota, Sordariomycetes, Glomerellales, Glomerellaceae. Gene Ontology annotation, molecular function: protein-disulfide reductase activity.